Messenger RNA from Aureococcus anophagefferens, 1116 nucleotides. RefSeq lists its product as hypothetical. The record is from RefSeq and is a predicted model, not a curated record. NCBI's taxonomy places the organism in Eukaryota, Pelagophyceae, Pelagomonadales, Pelagomonadaceae. The coding region runs from base 1 to 1116 and encodes 371 amino acids. The transcript has a single exon.
AUGGUCCGCGUCCCCCGCGCGGCCCUCGAGGACGUGUCGGAGAUGCAGCUCUGGGAGGGCCUGCUCGUCGCCGCCAUGGCCAUCGCCUUCUGCCACUUCGCGUUCCAGGCCAUCCGGCCCGCGCCGCCGGCGAAGGACGACGGGGCCGUCGAGCGCGACCGGAAGCGGGCGCUGGCGGACACGGUCGUGCGCAGCGGCCCCUGGGAGCUGCUCGAGAAGGCGCGGCCCGGCGAGACCUUCAGCUCCCUGCGGAUCGACGACGGCCUCCACGCGUUCUGGGUCGCGCGCGGCGGUGGCGAGGCCGUCGUGCGCCGCCGCGUGCUCCGGGGCUGCCUCGAGGGCCGCGUCGGCGACGAGCCGCUCAGCGGGCGCGGCGUCGCGGGCUACGCGCCCCUCGACGGCGGCGUCGCCCUCUUCGACGGCUCCGGCGCGGCGUGCCUGACGAUCCCGGAGAACGAGGUCACGGGACCGGAGAUCGUCCGCGUCCACGAACCCCCCCCUAACUCCCCCCACGUCGCCGGCGCGCCGGCGCUCGACGUGAGCCGCGCGACGCGGAGCCACUGCGGCGGCUUCAUGCACGCGGCGCUCGUCGCACCGCGCGGGUCGGCGGUCGUCGCCGUGGACCUGACGUCAGGGAAAGAGGCCACGGUCUACGCGGGCGACGAGCCUGUGGCCGCCGCGGCCGUGUCGGAGGACGGGACGGGCCUCGUGCUCUUCGUCGGCGACCGCGUGCUCUGCGCGGCGCUGGACGCCGACCGCAGGGCGACGGGGGACGCCGCGGAGCUGCUGCGCGCGGACGCGCCGCUCGUCGGAGCGCCGGUGUUCCGCGGCGGCCGCGUCUUCGUCGCCACGGCGCGGGGCGUCCACGACCUCGCCUGGGACGGCCGGGGCGCCGGCGCGCUCCGCUACGCGGCGCCCGCCGGCGACACCGUCGCCGCCUUCGCCCUCGCCGCAAACGGCGCGCUCUUCGUCGCGGCGGGCGCGAAAACGGUCCACCCGCUCCCCGAGCCCGCGCCGGCCGCCGUGCGCGAGCUCGCCGUCAGCCCCGGCGGCGACCUCUACUGCCUCGCCGACCACGGCUGCCUCUUCAAGUACGCCGAGGCCGCGACGAAGUAA